UCUCACAUUUGGUUUUCUGUUGCUUCAAGCUUUCUUUGUUCAUUCCUCAACAAGAACUUCCCACCAAAAAAAAGGAAGAAGAAAAGGAAAGAAAGAAAGAAAGAAUGGGAAGAGCUUCAGCUAAAGAUUACUCACCUUCGUCGUCUUCGUCGUCAUCUUCACCAUCUUCAGUCGAUUGCAGCAAGCACAAGAACCGUACGGGAGCUUCCCUCUCUUUUGCUUCGUCAAUGUGCCAGUUUUCCGGCUGCAACAGCGGGUGCUCAUCAUCAACGAGAGGAGGAAGGACAAGAAGAGGAGAUCUCAACACUGAUCUGAGGCUUGGACUCAGUAUAGUCUCCCCUGAUGCCCAAAGAGAUAAUUGGAUUGACCCUUCGGCUUCGAAGCAGAGGGAGCAAAGACAAGACUGGCCACCCAUCAAGUCCCUCCUGAGAACCACACUUGCUGUUGCAGGCAAAGCUGAUACCAGCGUUAGCAAUGUACAUAACAACAAUGGCGAUAGGAAUGCUUCUUUGUUUGUCAAGGUGUACAUGGAAGGGAUCCCAAUUGGAAGAAAGCUUGACCUGCUAGCUCUUCACGAUUAUGAUGAUCUCAUAUCAACUCUUGCUCACAUGUUCACAACCCCAAUUGCUUAUCCUAAUGGAGAUAGAGCUGAUCAUGCUGAAAGCCUGCAUGUUUUGACCUAUGAAGACAGAGAAGGAGAUUGGAUGAUGGCUGGAGAUGUUCCAUGGGAGAUGUUCAUGACCACCGUCAAGAGACUGAAGAUCACGAGAUCCGACAGAUGUUAACAUUCAGGACAAUUACUCCAUUUUUCAGAUUGUCUUCUGAUUGAAGAGGGAAGACUAAUCAUACAGAGAUGUACAGUCUCAUGUCAAAUUGAUGAUGACGACGAUGACCACGACGACAUGGGUUAUAUUAAUUAUUACACACAGUGCUAAAACUGCUGAAUCGUUUUUCAGUUUUUGCAACUUGGAGAAUAUCAUUACACAACACAUUGAUAAGAUAAUAGUAAAAAUUGUGGAGAGAAGUUGAAGAACAUCUGGAGAUUUUUGAGUGCUUCUGAUUGCUGGGUACUUUUUGUUCUUGAACUUUCAUUCUUUUCUUCUUUUUCACUUAUCCCCCCUUUCAUCAUGCUUUUACUUUUGUUCCUUCUCUUUAGUUCACGUGGUCCUCUAGCACCUCGUGUUCCCAACAGCAUUUACUUUCGCUCUGGUAUUAUUACCAAUGGAAGUAACUUUUUGAAUUGGAGGUCCUAACAAAA
Rhodamnia argentea is the source of this 1258-nucleotide messenger RNA. Its product is annotated as auxin-responsive protein IAA31. Gene Ontology annotation, cellular component: nucleus. Lineage: Eukaryota; Viridiplantae; Streptophyta; Magnoliopsida; Myrtales; Myrtaceae. The record is from RefSeq and is a predicted model, not a curated record. Gene Ontology annotation, biological process: regulation of DNA-templated transcription. Gene Ontology annotation, molecular function: protein binding. The transcript is spliced from 4 exons. The coding region runs from base 105 to 785 and encodes 226 amino acids.